Molecule: messenger RNA, 2142 nt
Organism: Lichtheimia ornata
Lineage: Eukaryota; Fungi; Mucoromycota; Mucoromycetes; Mucorales; Lichtheimiaceae
Exons: 14
Coding region: 1-2142 (713 amino acids)
Biological process (GO): proteasome-mediated ubiquitin-dependent protein catabolic process
Cellular component (GO): GID complex
Molecular function (GO): protein binding
Source: RefSeq, a predicted model, not a curated record
AUGACCACGUCCAAAUACGAAGAAUCGAUUAAAGACCUCACUUCCACUGAUGACAACAAACGACUAAAAGCCCUUCGCUUUAUUAAAAACUCGGUCAUUGGCAACAAGACUAAGAAGGAUCUCUACAUAAAGCUGGGUGUUGUACAAAAACUUGUUGACUAUCUCACGCUUCCUGAUACAACAUCCUACGAUCUCAAGAUUCAAACGGCCACUGUUCUCGGCAGCAUAGCACAUGGCAAGGAUGAGAAUGUAUCAGUGGUGAUCUCCCACGGUGCUAUUGGGCCUUUAUUGGAUGUACUCAGCUUGCGACGCGACUUGCCUACGAUGGAUGCCAUUCGAGAAAAGCGUAAAUUGCUGGAGGCAGUGACACGUGCAUUGAAGUCGAUUUUCGCUUGUCCAAAGACGCCCAAGGAUGAUAUCUUUAUGGAAAGACACAUUGCAGAUCUGGUCACACUUUUGGAUGCCACCUCAUCGUACUUGUGCCAACAAGGUCGACCCAGCGCUACAUCGGAGAGUUUAUCGUUUGGGAUGAUUGCCGAAUUCACUGCAGCCGUUGUUGCCAAAUGCUGUGACACCCAAGAACAACAAGUCCAAUUGGCUUCUGCUGGUGUCAUUCCACCUCUCGUCAAUCUUUUACAUUCAGGCCAUAUCAAGGCUCAAGAAGCUGCAUUGGACGCUUUGGCCACAUUAUGUCGAGAAAACAGUGAAUUGGGCGAAAUCAUCAUUCAUGCAAAGCCCUUUGACUCAAAUCAGCUCACUACUGCUACCAUGCUGGAUUUCGUGAAGGAUAGGUGCCCCAACAUGCGUUUGAUUGCUGCAACAUGCUUGACCAAUCUUUAUCGCACUGGUGUAUUUACCGAGCCCUUUAAUGAGAUUGUCCUUGUGGUGCUACCAGCUUUAGUCAAACUCUUGAAAGAUCCAUCAGGCGAUAUCCAAGAACGUGCUCCUUUGGUGUUGGCAGAUUUGGUCAAGGAUAGCGAGGAUAUGCAAAAGGCUGCUUAUGACGCGGAUGCGAUUUCAAAGUUGGCAGAAUUGUUGUCGAGUGCCUCCACCAAAGAGAAUGAAGAAGAUUCCAAAGAACGAAUCGGUGUUCCAGGUGUUGGAAGCGUUGCUAAACGCAAGGAAAAGAUUCGUGAGAAUUCGCUUAUUGCCAUUGCAGCAGCAUCGUUAUUGAAGGAAGAAUGUCGAACACAAGCAAUUGAUUCCAAGGUACUUCCUCACGUUGUCUCGGCAUUACAAAGCAAAUAUCCACACGUCAGGUUGGCAGCAUGUCAAUGUGCAAAGUCGCUAUCACGAAGCGUGAGCAAUUUAAGGACAAGUCUCGUGGAUGCAGGUGUGGCCACGCCGUUGUUGAAGCUCUUGUAUGAUGAAUCCACCGUGAUCCAGGCAGCUGCAUGUGGCGCCCUUUGUAAUCUUACCUUGGACUUUUCACCCAUGAAAAAGAAUGUGAUUGAUGCUGGUGCUAUUGAUCGCUUCGUUGAAUAUGCCAAGUCGGAUGAUCCCAAACUACAGCUUAAUGGCGUGUGGGCAUUGAAUAGUUUAUUAUACAAGGCGGAUCUACAAGCAAAGAAGGCUGUAAUGAAAUCAUUGACAUAUGAUACUUUGAUCGAGCUGUUGCAUGAACCAGAUAUGGGAAUCCAAGAACAAGCAUUGGAGAUUGUGAGGAAUUUGGUGUGUGGACAACAAGAGGAUGUUGAGCACGUGAUUGAUGGGAUCGGCAAAGAUGAUCUGCUUGAUGUAUUGGAGAGCAAGCUGCAAGUGACAUCCAACAUGGGGCUGGAAGGAGAAGAUAGCAGCACAAUGGCAUCCAUUUUGGAGCCUGCACUUUACAUUAUAACAAACAUGUCAAGCAGCUACGAGGAACCAAGAAGGCUUUUAAUGAGUCGACCCAACAUUGUCAACAGCGUGGCAUCGCAUUUGUCUCAUCCCGCCCCCAAUAUUCGAGUUGCAGCAGUAUGGUGUAUUAUCAACUGGACGUGGAUCACAUGUGACGAUGAUGAAGAUGCAUUGGCCGAACGAGUGAAUCGACUACGAGCGCUUGGUGUGGAGCAACAAUUACGAGUGAUGGAAAAGGAUUCUUCUCGAGAUGUGAGAGAUAGAGUAAGAACUGCUUUAGAUCAAAUGACUGCUCUCGAAUCAUAA